This is a messenger RNA of Drosophila ananassae, 7361 nucleotides long. It is a transcript of the gene toc, whose product is annotated as accessory gland protein Acp36DE. The transcript has 11 exons. NCBI's taxonomy places the organism in Eukaryota, Metazoa, Arthropoda, Insecta, Diptera, Drosophilidae. Gene Ontology annotation, molecular function: microtubule binding. The coding region runs from base 522 to 7022 and encodes 2166 amino acids. The record is from RefSeq and is a predicted model, not a curated record. Gene Ontology annotation, cellular component: cytoplasm; nucleus.
ACUAAGUUGGCAUCACUGCAGCCGAGACCCCAACUCGGGGAGCCCAAGUCCCCAAGUCGUUACAAAAUUUUCGAGAGCAAGGCAACGCGCGCGUUUCCCGGCUGGAAAAUCAUUGAAUAUAUAUAAAACAGGAUCAUUUAAAUAUAUUCAAAAAAAAAUACAAAAUUUAAAAAGGAUAAGAAGAAAAAAAAAAAAAAAAAAUUAACGUCAAUUCGUUCUACAUUUGGUUUAUUUUAAGCUGUGCGUUAUUUGUGCUUGUGUGUGUGUCUGUCUGACGCAGUUACCGUUACAACUGACAAGUAUCGAAGUAAAAUAACCUGAGAUUAGCAACAAAAAUAAAAUAGACUAAUAGUCGACCAGAGCUAGCGAAUAGCCGUUUAUUAAUUUCAAAGCAGAGCUGUUGCUGUAUGUUUUUGUGGUAGUUAUUUAUGUAAAACAAAAUCGCAUCCAAGUCAAAGGGCCGACGGCUUUUCACCUGGGAAUUUUCUUAUCAGCCUGCAGCAGAAGCAAGAGCCCCGAUUAUGGCAAAGGAUCCGGCCACGUCGCGCAUUCCCCGCCUGGACGGCGUUUCGCGGCUCCCUAAGCCAAGUACUUUUGGCCUGGCCAGCAGCAGCCAAAACGCCAAUAGCACCGCCACCCAACACAUUCGACCACCGACGGGCACCUCGAAAGCUACCCACAUUUUCCGGGCUCCAAAUGACACGCCCAGGGCGCGACCUGCUAGCUCGUACGGUCCUUCCUCGGCGCUGCUGCGGGACUUUGGCAGCAGUCUGAAGAAGAGCUCCAGUGGCGAGCGGAUCAACAACGCGGUCAGCCUGCUGAGCAAGCGGACCACCACGGUCCUGAAGAAGUAUUUCAGUCCCAAGCCGAGCACAUCCCCGAUGACGAGCUCCCUGCCGGUGACCCCGCUUCCAGCAGGAAAGAGAGGGGUGGUGGUGGCGGGUGACCAUCAAAUGAUCAGCAGCACCCCAAUGCCUCUUUUGAGGUCCGAGACCUUCGUGUGCGACGAGGACAUGGAGACGACCCACCCGAGGUUGGAGAGCACACGGGUGUCCACUCUUGGCUGCCCGCAGCUGGACUCGCCCAAUGAAACCAAGGUUCUAGCCAAGGAUGGCCCCACAACAGCAGACAUAAACCCGAAACUGAAGAGAUUUGCCUCAACGGAUACCACGCCAAUCAUGAAACCCACCCACAACUCAACUUUGAACGCCCAAUCGAUGCUUCGGAAAUUCAGCUCUCUGGACACCACCCAUCACGAUUCUAGAGUAGCCACCAAGAACGCCACCCACACUGUGCAGGAGUCAGGGGCCUUGGGAGUAACUCGGCCCGUGAUCGAGGCUAAGGACGACACCACAUGCAUUUCCGGGAACUCCUCAGAGAUGGGCAAUGUGACAAAGGUGCUAGAAGGAGUUGGAAACGUGACCAAGGUCCUGGAAGGCGUUGGCAAUCUCACAAAAACCUUGGAUGGCGGUGGAUUGUUGGAUGUGACCGGCACUGAAUACGCAGAGUCAAAUCGGAAUGUGACUGCCACAGUUGCGAGAAGCAUCAACAGAACGAAGACCUUCGAAAGAGAUCCGAAUAUCACCAAAACCUUAGCAAGAGAAGAAGAUGCGGGACAGAUUGAGGCCAAAACAGGUGACGAAACGAACUUAACGAAAACCUUUGAUAAAGGUCCUGGUGCCAGGGCAGAUCUUACAAAAACAAUGCCGGGCAACUACACGAAAAUCAUUCACGACGGAGCGAAUUUGACACAGAGCAUCGACCAGCUGCCUUUGAUCGAACACAUGUCCAUUCCAUCGGGCCUUGACAUCCUCAGCCUUAAGAGUUCUGGAGGGGAAGUGGACAAUAUGGAGCAGGAAAUCAACGACACGCUGGACGUGACGUUGACCAAUUUGACGCCUUCCACCACCAGCAGGGCCAAUAUGAAGCUGCCUCUGAACUCGACUCUGAAUACGGAGCGAUUGCUGGACAUCUCCGGGUUGCAGUCGCCAGCGAGGCACAUUCAGCUGCUGAAUCUGACCCAGGAGCUGGAGAGGGUGACCCCCAGUCGGGGGCACCUGCCAGCCGGGCGAAGGUCGAUUCCCCAGCACUCCCUGAUGUGCUUGUCCCCGCAAUCGGCCACCACAACGCCUCACGGAUUGCGCUUAAUAGGCCAGGGUACGCCCCAGCCAGUACACCUGCUGUCGCCUUUGUUGAAACAGGCCCAGAGUGCCCUGGUGCUGCCCACUCGAACGCCUGACGGCGAUCUGACAAUGGACGGCAACCGGGGAGCGUUGGAUGCCACCCUGACCUCUAGUUCGGGGCGGGGAAGGACUCGCUACAGCUUCGGGCUGGACCUGCCAGACACCACCUUGGAUUGCUCCAUCGAGCUGGUAGAGAACUCGUUCUCAUCCUCGACCCAGCUGCAGCAGCAACUCCUUAAGAAGCAAGGCUCCUUCGAUUUGGACGAGAGCCUGGGCAUCCUCACGCCAGAUCAGAUGAAGGACUUUCUGGACUCCCCCAUGCACAACAAUCUGAUGCACAACAUGGAGCUAAUCAGGCUGCAGCACUCGAACCUACAAGCCCAGCUGAGAAUGGAGCAGACUCCCUCGCCGGAGGAACUGCCUCUGGAUCCCAUCGAAAUCAAGUCGGAGAUUGUCAAGCAAGUGGAAGCGGCCCAGAACCAGGUUUCCACUUCCCAGCAAUCAAAGCUGAGCAAUAGCUUCAUCACCAGCGUGACCAGUGUGACCAGCUUGGACACGGGCUACCAAGGGGACGGAGAGAUGUCCCGCCCCGCCUCCCGGGGAGCCUGUGACCACUCGCCGAGCAACGGACCCCACGUGGGCCGGGUGUCUCGCCAACCAAGCUUCCCGCCUCCAAUGGCGGCGCCUUUGCGUCGUCAGGACCCCAUGACGGACUCCGACUUCUUCACCGAGUCGGAUGCCGACGAUGUGCUCCACCGCGGUGGCGACCGUCGCGCCCAAGUGAUCGACGGCCAGUUAUACGGGCCGGACAUGCUCCAGCCGAGUGCCUCGGUGCCGCAGAUGGAGGACUCUUGCAUGGAGUCAUCCGGCAUUUUCACGGACGUUGAGAACCGCUGCGAUGAGGAGAUGCGUCAGCCGGAGCUGGAGCUGGAUGUGGAGGUCGACGUGGACAUGUCGCCGGAUGACUCCACGCAGACCAUGCGAAAAGGUCAAGGCCAAACCAACCAGCAGAGCCAGCAGCAGAAUCACCUGCCGGCGCAGCAGCGCCCCCCUAGCAGCUGCCUCUCCUCCUCCUCGGCGGCCACCACGCUCUCUAACCGCACCUCCUACUGCAGCGUCGACGGCGGCAGCGCGCGGAGCUUUUGCGAUCUGGAAGCUUUCGGCGGCGCGACUUUGAAUCCAAGCAACGACUGCCGAUCGCCGACGACGUCGGCUGCGGCUGCGGCUGCUGCUGCGACUGCCUCUACGCUGGGCCACUCAAUUCAAAAAGCAACGUCGCCGCGGCCACACGCCUCUCUGUCGUCGCUCUGUACGGUGGAGACUUUUCGCGGCUCUGCCUCCUCGCACUCCUCCCUGGCCUCGCCCAAGUCGUGCAAAUCGGCGGCGUCGAAAAGCGCUGGCAAAUCGCGUAUAGUGAAAUCGUCACCGAAAUCUCCGAAAUCCCCCAAAUCGCCCCAAAAUCGAAAAGCUCAUACCCCUAAUAAAUGGGAUGCCGUGAUGAAUAAAAUCGCGAGCAACAAGUCACUGAUCAAAACAAACUACAAUGAUGUGAAAUCGAAAGUGUCCACGACGCGGACCAUGGCCCAGGGCUCGAAUUCAAAUUCGACUUCGAGUCCCAUAUCCGGUUCCGCUACGGGUUCGGGAUCCGGAUCCGUUUUGAGUCCGCGGGCCAGUCCCAAUGUCAGUUCAAGUGCCCGGCGUUCGCCCUCGGUCCAAACGCCGAAAGUGCCGCCAAAAGUUCUAACCGUGAAACGAUCAAGCAGCAGCUCUGCCGCCGCCAAGGUCAGCGCCACGCCCUCCCCUCCCCCGUCAACGCGGCAGCCAGUGGAUAAAGGCUCAGUUGUGCGGGGGUCAGUGGUGGGAGGUGUUCGUGCAACAAAAUCGCCCAACUCCCCCGGCUCCCCCACCUCGCCUCCGGCCAAGAGGCUGCAGUCUGCAACGCUAGCCAGCCGUGGCCGCUCGUACAGCAAGGACAGCCACAAGAGCUCGCACAGUGACCUGAGUCUGUUGAGCAACGGAAACGGCCACGGCAACGGCAACGGCAGCGUGGCUGCCCCCAACGCCUCUGGAAGCGGAUCCCCGAAACAAUUGGCAAAAACUCCAUUGCGAGCUGCCAAAAAGCGUGAUGUGCGCAAUCUGAGCAUAUCGCCAACCGAUCUCGGUCCGCCACCCAAGACCCAGCAGACGUCGAAAGGACAAUCCUCGCGCAACAAAUCAUCUGCAACGCCCACGCCAACAUCGAUACACAAACUAUUGAACGGCACUUCAGCCGUCGCUGCAGGAACUACGCCCAACAGCAACGCCAAGGGAGUGGCACCCAAAUCCGCCACCACAGCCACAAUCAAAAGCCACCAGCAACCGAACAAACUCAAAACCAUAACCAACACCAGAGGCCCCACCACCGUCGGCGUUUCCGCGGAAUCCCUGCGAUCUGGUGUGGAUCAAACCGAACUGAGGGAACUGAACAAUGUGUCCCCUAAAAAUGGGUGUCCCACUCCGCCCAUGGCACGCGACUCCAAGCGGGCCUCCAUUGGCAGCGAGCUGCCCUUCGAGACAGAGGCCAAGCUCAAGAAGUGUGAGGAGCAGGUUCCCCGGCCUGUUGUGGCAAGUAUUACGCCCCCGGAGACAUCAGAUUCCGAUCUAGAGGCUCCCGUUAAGGAGCUCCAGCCCAAUGGAGUGCUCAAUAGUCAGGAGAGUACAAGCCAGCAGCAGCCCAGUUCAGAGGACCCGAUCGAGGAUGUGGGUCCGACCAUCAGCUCGAUAACGGUGCUUGCUCCGCCCCCCUUGGACAUAAUCGCCCAGUACCCCGCCCUGAAGCCGUACACGGAAAAUGGGAUCGUGGACUACGCCCGGCUGGCCAAGUUCUUCGACAACAACCAAUUCGAGAGGCGGGAGGAGCACCGGCAAAUACUCGGACUCGCUGUCAUGGUCCAGUUUAUGUCCCAAGAGCUGGAUGCGUUUUCCUGCAAGGAGACCAAAGAGAAAUGUGCCCGUGCUAAAGGAACUCUGGAGGAUACGAUCGCUCUGCUGCAGCAAACACAGAGGGACUGUGAGAAGCUGCGCGAGGAACUACACUCCAAGGACCUAGAGUGGGCACAGCGGCAGCAGGAACGGGAGCUCCUGCAUCGCGUUGAACUGAAGCAAGCCGAGGAGAAACUCUUCGAGGUACAAAUGCUGGCCAAGAGACAGUUCCGCGAACUGGAGUCCCAACUGCUGUCCAAAGACGAGGAGAACAAACAGGUGCAGGAUGCCUACCACACAGAAGUCUCGCACAAAAUCAGUCUGAAACAAGAGCAGUUGGCCAGCGCCGAGUUAAAGGUGCUGGAACUGCAGUCACGCCUUCAGAAGCUAGAGUCACAUGACCAGGAGAAUCGCGAGAAGCUCAUUCGCAACGAGAACACCCAUGCGGCUCGCUUGGCCGAGUCUAACCGCCGCGAGCAGGAUCUGGCCGAUCAGAUCAAAAGCCUCACCAAGGAAAUUAAUACCCUUAAAGCUAGCAAGGAACACAGCGAGAGGGAUCUUCGUGACCGCUUGGCUCUCUCCCAGGACGAGAUCUCUGUCCUGCGCACAUCCUCCCAGCGCCGCAGUCCCAGCACUAGUUUGCCGGACUCCUCCAGUGCCGAGCUGAUACGUUUGAACAGCGAGGCAGACAGCCUACGGUGCGUAUUGGAGCUUAAGCAGGCAGAGAUCUCCAACCUUUCAAAGGCCAAUGCGGACCUGGUCCGGGAGAACGAGGAACGCAUAAAGCUGAGCAAUCGGGUGGCCCUGCUGGAGGCCCAGAACGAGAUGUUGCGCAGUGAACUGGAGACCAAGGCCGAAAAAGAGAAGGAAAUCCAUCAAAAGAUGGAAGAGCUCCAGAAGGCCUACAACUACGAGAGCAUCAAGCGAACGCGCCUAACCUUCGACAAGGAGGAGCUGCAGUACACUCUGAAGCAACGUUCAGAGCAGCUCCAGGCGGCAGAGGCCAAGUUAUUUGAGGUCUCGCAGGACAGCAGCCUGCUCGCUUCGCACGGCCGCUGUUCCUCGGGCCGUAGCACUUUGGACAUCAGCGGCUCCGGAACCAACUCCUCACCCACCUCGCCGAUAAUGAAGGGCAUGAUCGAGCGUAACGACUCGGUCAGCUGGACCUUGGAGAUCGAGGACGAAGCAUCCAAGGGCGGAGCUUCAAAAAUUGUACGUCGAUCGGGGUCCUUGAGGAGCAACAACGAAACGCCCAAGUUUGCCCCCAUACAGCGCCGUCAGACUUCAGGCAGUAACGGUCACUCCAACGGACUGGCCAGCAACGGAGGCAAUCCGCUCAGCCAAAGCAUGUCGGCCACGGCCCUCCAGAGAGGCGAGCAGGAAGGACGGCCGCUUUCGCGCACCCGCUCCCAUUCUAUGUGCAUCAAGGCCUCUGGGGCAACUUGCGAGUCCCCGCAGCGGAAGAACCGCUCGCGACAGUCGGAGGAACUUAAUCUAUCCGAUUGGAAUGAGACGCGCGAGGCUGGACAGCCCAUGUGCUCCAGUUCGCCGAAGCAGUCCAGCGCCGAAAUGCAUCCGCGCAGCUCGACCAUGAAGCUUAUGACCAGCGAGGUCAAGAAGUUUCAGGAGAUCCAGGAAUCCGCCGGUGAGGCAAUGGUCUCCGGCGCCAAUUCGGAGGACGAAAGCUGCUCAGCCUCCUCGGAGGAUAUGAUGCGCAGCUCCUCUGCUUCCAGCACCGCUUCGGUGGGAUCCCUCACCAAGCGGCCCAAGCAGCCUCCGUCGCGGAUGUCCAUCGAAGAGGCCCUUCCCUGCUGCACGCCCAUGGAGGUCAGCUGGUCGGAGGAUGCUGCCGAUGCUGCCGCCAGUGGGUUGGCAUGACAUGGUGGUGCCUUCGAGGACGAGGCGCAGGCCGUGGAGCAAAUAGCCGAGGCAGCGGAAGAGGCUUACGAGUUAGAGGAAUACGUACACGGGGAUCAGUUUCUGGAGGAGGACGAGGAUGAACUUGUCGUAGGUGAAGAGGAGGAGGAGGACGGCCCGCCGGAGAACAGCGACAGCGAUGAUAGCUUCUAAAGCGCUUAUCCAGGAUUUUGUAAAACAAUUAAAUGCCUAGAACUCAAGUCAGUGGGUGGAAUAAAAGCAUAGCUUGGCGUUUAUAUAGACAUCGGUAUCAUUGAUAAAGAUAUGAAAUACAAACGAUUCGUACGUUCUUAUUCUAAA